Molecule: messenger RNA, 3688 nt
Organism: Pecten maximus
Lineage: Eukaryota; Metazoa; Mollusca; Bivalvia; Pectinida; Pectinidae
Exons: 11
Coding region: 239-3658 (1139 amino acids)
Biological process (GO): regulation of cell cycle phase transition; positive regulation of nuclear cell cycle DNA replication
Cellular component (GO): nucleus; Dbf4-dependent protein kinase complex
Molecular function (GO): zinc ion binding; protein serine/threonine kinase activator activity; nucleic acid binding
Source: RefSeq, a predicted model, not a curated record
GCGGCAAGAUAGGAAGAAGAAAAACAACAUCAACUUUAAAUUCUAAAAAUGUUUAUUAUUUCCCUUUAAAAUGCUAUUCGAUUACUUUUAAUUCAGUCAAGUUUGGUAGAACGAAAAAUUAUUUUUGCAUCAAUGCUUCCACUUUCUUGUAGUGAUGAUGGUAACUAUGCGUUUUCAAUGUAGAGCGUUGGCCGGCAAGCCGUAAAUUUUUAGAUUGUUUAGUUUUAUUUGAGGAAGAAUGAAAAAACCGUCCAACGGCAAAGACAGCAAAAACAAAAGCGCUUGCCCCAAGGGUAAAAGGAAACUGGAGUACAAUGAUAACAAACAACCAAAGCUACCAUUGACUGGCAAACUCAUUUACCUUGAUGUCAAAGAUGCUCGACUUACAAAGAAAUUGGAAGCUGACUUAAAGAGACUUGGUUCAUCUGUAGAAAAGUUUUUCGUCAAAGAAAUAAAUUACCUUAUUACAAGUCAUCCAAGACCAAAACCGAAAAAUGAGGACAGACUUCAAUCAGCUGACAGUCCUGCAGGUGUCUCAACUCCAAGCCCCUUCAACUGUGGCCCUUCGCCAUCACCUGGAGCUGUGGAAACUAAAGCACCCCAAUCUGUUACCAGGGGUAAAGCGAUACUGCAAAAGGCACAAUUACAGAAAAAGACUAGCAGUAUUAUAGAAAAUGCAGAAAAGUGGAAGGUGAAGAUCGUUUCAGUUGAAGCUGCCUUGAAGUGGAUACUCAAAGAAUUAGCAAAAUUACCCCCUGACAGCUCCAAGAGUAAUCAGUCAGCUAACACCAGGGGAUGUAAAAUUAAGAGGUUGAGGUCACCUAUGCUGAAAUUUGAAUCCAAAACUCGGCAGUAUCGACCUGUUCACGGAAGCCUGGACAGCUGGCCUUUUGCCAAUGUUGAUACUCCGAAGGGGACGUGUCCAUUUGAUGGAACAACAGUUGGGCGGGGUGAAAGGUCGCGAGAGGAGCGCGGGGACAGAAUCGGACUGGCACAGCAGAUGGACAACAACAUGCCAGCUAGUCCAGCAGGCAUCGGUGGUGAGGACAGCGGCAGUAACAAGACUCCGAAAGUGGACGCUCCAGGGAAAAGCCGUCCAUCAGAGAACCAGGGUGGUGGGUUUAGUGGAAUGAAAGUGGUUACCGCUGGGGAACUGAGGAGGCGCAAGGAACAGAAACGAAUCCAGGAACGGAAGAGAGGAUACUGUGAAUGUUGUCAGAUAAAAUAUGACGACUUGGACAAGCAUGUGAUCCAGGAGCAACACAGGACAUUUAUCAGAGAUAAAAAGAAUUAUGAACCUCUGGACAACCUGAUUCUGACAGGCCCUAGUACUGCCCGCUUCCUACAGAGGGUACUACUGAGACAUUGUACCAAGAAGCGUAAUACAGACAAUAUAAGUGGGUCAGAUGAAGAGGUGGUGUUGAUAACCCCAGGGAAGUCGGCAGCAAAAGGCACAGCUAGAAAAAAGAAACAAUCAAAACCAAAGAGUCCAACAAAGGGCAGGCAACCUGAUGUAAUGAUGGACUGUAGCAUACAGGAGUCAAAGGAAUGCAGGGAAUCGAGGAGAAAUCCUGGAGACACCAAACCAGUGUCUGAAAGACUAACUCCUUCUGUGUCUAAAAAGCCACUGAAAGAUAAUUCUGGUAAAGUGGACAUUAAAAAGAAAGUGUUUGGAGAUACAGACAAUACAGUCGAGAAAAAAGAAAGUGUACUUAAGAAAGAUAGUAAAUCGAAAGUUUUAAGUUCAAAAGUAUCAUUUGACUCUCCCAAAGACUCCGAUCAGAUGACAUCAGCGACAUCUAAAAUGAAAAAAGAACAUUCCCCUGAGAAACAAAGUUGUACUAGUGAGGGAUUAGACAUUAAGAACCAUGUCGUCCCUGUAAGGAUGAGAAACUCUCUCGGUGUGUAUCCAAACAUGUCUCCUAGUCGUGUCUCCUGGGCCCGUCAUCAGUCGCUGUCCGCUAGUGAGGAUUGUCUGAUUGGGUCGGACAAACCGGAGAAACCAGCUUGUGUGCGAGUGCUAGACAGUUCAAGUAAAGUAAAAGGAGACACUGCAGAGGAAAAUCAAUCCCUUGAAAACCAGAGAAAACUGCCUGAUUGUGUGAACAAUGUAGAUAGUCCUCUACCCGGAGAUAGGAUCAGGGUGCUACGCGAAACGAGGACACGAUCAAAACAAGGUCUUCCAUGUUCACUACCUCCAGAAUCUUCUCCAAAAUUGUUAGAAAGAGUUUGUGAAAAAUUAGAGGAAGUAACAAAAGACAAAUAUGACGAAGUUGAUGGGGAUUCUUCCUCUUGGACUCUUUCCAGGAAGUCGUCUCAUGUUGAAUCACAAAUUGUCUCCCUUAGUCCGAAUAAAAGAUCUAGUGUAAAAACUUCCGAGAUUCAGUUUUCUCCUCGAAGACAAAGACUAUGUAGGUCACAAGCAAAGACAAUUGAAGAGGUUGAGAGUGUGAAUAAAGAUAGCAUUUCAAACAAUCUCGAUCAAAUUGACCCCUGUCAAGUCAAAGACUCAACCACCAUUCGAACCAGGAAUCGGUCACCAAUUAAAAAUACAAACUCUCAAAGUAAAACUGAACUUGUUUCUAGUCAAAUUAUAGAUUCACCCAUAACUAGAACCAGAAGUCGCUCACCAGUUAAAGAUAAAAAAUUUCAAAGUAGGGCCAACCUUGAUUCUACAACAACUACAAGUCAUUCACCGGUUAAAGAUUCAAAUUGUCAAAAAAGAGAUAACCUUCACCAAAGUCAAGGCAAAGACUUGCUUAGAACUAGGAAUUUCUCGCCUGGUAAAGGGACAAAAUGUCAAAAUAAGUCCAAGCUUGACUCCAGUCAAGUCAAAGACUCCAUCACCACUACAACUAGAAGUCGGUCGCCAACAAGAGAUGUCAAUUAUGGAGAUGAAGCUGAGAUCGAUCCUAAUCAAAUUCAUGAACCUACUACUCCUAAAAUUAGGAAUCGGUCACAUGGUAAUGAAAGUCGAGACUCUAGAACUAGGAAUCAGUCGCCAGUGAAGGACAGAAAUUCUGAUACAAACUGCCGUGGUAGGGUAAAAUGUGAUACCACCAGUCAGGAAAUGUCGGCCGACUCCAUCAUGUCAAGGCUUUGCUCACCAGAUAAAAAAAAUACAGGCAAACAUGACGAUGAAAGAUCUGUUCAACUGCUCAAUUCACCAAGAACGCGAAGAAAAAUUGUUAGUCAAGAUGAGGAGAAAGGCCAGGAAAAGUUCCUCAAAUCAAAACAUGAUUCCAUGGAAAGACAAUCUAAAAACCAUUCACGAUCAGAGAAGAAUAUAAACAAAAUGGAAAAGUCUGUUGAAAGUGAACCUGUCACACCCAAAAAACGCGUACGAAACAGAGAAUCCAAUUCUGCCAAGGAUUCCCCGCACACCACGUCGAAUACUCUGAAACAAGACAGUACACAUGAUAUUGAUUUUUCACAAGGUGUAAAGAAUUCUCAAGAAAAAAUGAAUUCUGUGAAAAUUGAUAAAAGACAAGAUACAAAUUCUUCUUCAAAAGGUGGCUCCAAACGUGAAAACACAAAAUCUUCUUGCUUAGAAAGCAAAGAUAGAAAAUCUGAAGAUAGAAAAUGUGAAGGUAAUCAUGAAGUGAUGAAGUCAUCAACGAAAGUACAAAGUGAAGCCAGGAAGUCUACGAAACCCUGACCCAGUAGCGAGCUCGGAACUUAUGUCCAA